UUUCUUUUUUCCCCCCCACGUUUAUCAUUGGAUAUUUGGCUUAAGUACAUUUUUUUCCCCCUUUAGAGGUUAAAUUACAAAAUUCUCUUUUCGGCAACAAAAGCCCCCCUGACCUACCACCAAAAAAAAAAUUCUCUUAGCAACCAAUCUCUUAGCAACAAGGAGUACCUUUAUAAGAGAAAGAAAUAAAGAUGCUACAUAAAGAGCGAUCACCAGAAAGUCUUUUCUGAUCUUUGAAAGGACCGCAUCAUUAGCCAAGGUAGCCGACUUCCCGGGUAGAAAGAAACCUAGGACAAGAGAUAGAUUUUUCCAUGGGCCAGAUGGAAAAAAAAAGAAAAAAAAAGUCCCCUCCCUUAAGCAGUAUUUUCUCUCCUCAAGUAACUAAAGUGAGAAUUGCAAUUGACUUUCAUGGCCAGAAUCACAGAGAUGCUGGUUAGUUUCCGGACUGUAUGGCCAAUGUGUUCUAGCAGCACUUCUCCUGACAUUUCGCCUGCAUCUUCAAAGGAUCUGAAUUAGGCAGCGUUCCCACAUCGGCUUGGACGAGAUGGUCAUGGAAGCCCUGAAUCCCAUGCACUACAACAUCACCCGUGCCGUCUCGGAGACGAUGCCAACGGCCACCCUACCCCUGCUGUUCUUCAUGGGCUUCAUUUUCCUAAUCUGGACCUAUGAAGAAACAUCAACGAUCCCAGGACCUGGCUACUGUAUGGGAAUUGGUCCCUUGAUCUCUCACGGCCGAUUCCUCUGGAUGGGAGUGGGCAGCGCUUGCAACUACUACAACAAGAUGUACGGCGAAUUCAUGAGAGUCUGGAUCAACGGAGAAGAGACCCUCAUUAUUAGCAAAUCGUCAAGCAUGUUCCACAUCAUGAAGCACGGACACUACAUCUCAAGGUUCGGGAGCAAGCCUGGUCUAAAGUGCAUCGGCAUGCACGAAAACGGCAUCAUAUUUAAUAAUAACCCUGCGCUCUGGAAAGAAAUCCGACCCUUUUUCACCAAAGCUCUGUCGGGCCCAGGUCUUGUGCGGAUGAUCGCCAUUUGCGUGGAAUCCACCAUCGAACACAUGGACAAGCUGGAAGAAGUGACCACCAAGUGUGGCUACGUCAAUAGCCUGAACCUUAUGAGGCGGGUUAUGCUGGACACUUCAAACAGGCUUUUCCUUGGCAUUCCUCUGGAUGAAGACGCCAUUGUACUUAAGAUCCAGAAUUACUUUGAUGCCUGGCAGGCACUUCUGCUGAAACCCGAUAUCUUCUUUAAGUUUUCUUGGCUGUACAAGAAAUACGAAAAGUCCGCGAACGAUCUGAAAGAAGCCAUCGAGGACCUAAUAGAGCAGAAGCGGCAAAAGCUUUCCACGAUUGACAAACUGGAGGACCAUAUGGAUUUUGCAUCCCAGUUGAUUUUUGCGCAGAGCCGCGGGGAGCUGACUGCUGAGAAUGUCAACCAGUGCGUUUUGGAGAUGCUCAUCGCUGCCCCGGACACCCUUUCGGUGACUCUGUUCUUCAUGCUGGUGCUGAUCGCAGAGCACCCCCAAGUCGAAGAGGCCAUGAUGAAGGAAAUACAGACCGUGAUAAGUGACAGAGACAUCCAAAGCGAGGACAUGCCGAAGCUGAAGGUGGUUGAGAAUUUCAUUCUGGAGAGCAUGAGAUACCAGCCGGUCGUGGACUUGGUCAUGCGCAAAGCUCUGCAAGAUGAUGUGAUUGAUGGCUAUCCGGUGAAAAAAGGCACCAACAUCAUUCUCAACAUCGGGCGCAUGCAUCGGCUUGAGUUCUUCCCAAAGCCCAAUGAGUUCUCGCUCGAAAAUUUUGAAAAGAGUGUCCCUUACCGCUAUUUCCAGCCCUUUGGCUUCGGCCCGCGUGGCUGCGUUGGGAAGUUCAUCGCCAUGGUCAUGAUGAAGGCCAUCCUGGUGACUCUCCUGAGAAGGUGCCGCAUCCAGACUGAGAAGGGCGAAGGGCUGAACGACAUCCCCAAAAACAAUGACUUGUCGUUGCAUCCCAAUGAAAGGCAGCCGUUGCUGGAGAUGCUAUUCACACCGAGAAGUAAUGAGAGCAAGAAGGAAUAAAAACAGCCCGCCGAGUUGUGGGAUGCCGAUAGGUUGGACUAUGCUAACCGAAACUGAUUGGUCGGGCUCCUCGAAUCAAAGGGGAAAGUCAUCCAUGCCAUUUCCAUUUUCUCAGUAAUUCAGCGAAACGUUUUGUUUUCUCCAAACCGAUUGCUGAUACAAGUGGUUAUUUGAAAGAAGGUGGGUCCUAGGAAGAGAAUCGUUUUUUUUUUUUUUCUGGAGCUCUGUUAAUAGUUAAAUAAUGACACGCAAGAGAACCUCUUUGCAAACCAUCCUGUUCAAGUGAAAUUAUGUGUUGGAUAUUCCGUUCUGGCAAAUGUGUGAUGGUCCACUGAGAUGAGAGGCAUCCAAAGAUGCUGGUUGAGAAGUCAAUGAAUUUGUGUGCAGUGUUCACCAGGAAGCAGACUUCAUGUUUUGAGACAAUCAAUAAGGUUUCAUUUCAGAGCAAGAAAACAAUUUGAAUGUAUUGUGAUGCUGCCUGCAUGUAACUGAAGGCUGUGCUAAGCUGCUCAAAGCAUAGCAUUUGUAUUCAUUAUCUCUUAAGUGUGCCUAUAUUUUUCUGGAUUAUAGAGACCUGCUCUUCCCCACAGUUCUCCCAGUGUUAGGUUAGGUCUUAUAACCGUUUUGCUGGAAUUAGAAUAUAAUGUGAGCUAGUGAUAGCAUUUGUUUUCAAUAAAAUGCAUCACCAUCUUUUCCAUGUAUCAUCAUAGAUAGGCAGACAAAGAAACAUCCAGUUCAGCUUGGAUGCUCAUUGCAAGACCAACAGAGACGUGCAUCUACAAGGCUUUCUCUCUUGUUCUUGUAUUGUCCAUCUUAGGCCUUUUCCAUACAGAUGUAUAAAAUCCACAUUGAGCAGUGCGGACUCAAAUAAUCCAGUUCGAAACAGAUAUUGUGGAUUAUCUGCCUUGAUAUUCUGGCUGUGUGGAAGCGACCACAAAGGCCACCGAGUCCAACUGAACCUUCCUCAAGUCAACCAACCUCAAAGCCAUCUAGAUCAGUGGUUCUCAACCUGUGGCUCCCCAGAUGUUUUGGCCUUCAACAGCUGGUAAAGUGGCUGAGAUUUCUGGGAGUUGUAGACCAAAACACAGGUUGAGAACCACUGAUCUAGAUGAAGCCAGAUGAAUUACAGAAGGACCUCUACUCUGUUAUCACUCCUGACUAGAGUUGACCUAUAUAAUUAGAGGUAUAUGUCUAUAUCUUGACUUAAAAUUCAAUCAUUGAUUGGCUAAGUCUUUCUAGUUGGGACUAACCAACAGGUUGUUAGACAAGGUCAACUUCAGGACUUCGGGACAGUCCAACUUAUGGACUCUAUAGGCUCCAAGAAUUGAUCCACUCCAAGAAUUCCAAAUACAGUAGAGUCUCACUUAUCCAACACUCGCUUAUCCAGCGUUCUGGAUUAUCCAACGCAUUUUUGUAGUCAAUGUUUUCAAUAUGUCGUGAUAUUUUGAUGCUAAAUUCGUAAAUACAGUAAUUACUACAUAGCAUUACUGCGUAUUGAACUACUUUUUCUGUCAAUUUUGUUGUAAAACAUGAUGUUUUGGUGCUUAAUUUGUAAAAUCAUAACCUAAGUUGAUGUUUAAUAGGCUUUUCCUUAAUCCCUCCUUAUUAUCCAACAUAUUUGCUUAUCCAACAUUCUGCUGGCCCGUUUAUGUUGGAUAAGUGAGACUCUCCUUUCAUCCCAAUCUUCCUAUUUUGAAUUGAUAUCGACAUAUUUACCUCCACGCACCUAGAUUAGAGCCUCCGGUGGCUCAGUGUGUUAAAGCGCUGAGCUGCUGAACUUGCAUACCUAAAGGUCCCAGGUUCGAAUCCGGGGAGCGGAGUGAGCACCCGCUGUUAGCCCCAGCUCCUGCCAACCUAGCAGUUCGAAAACAUGCCAAUGUGAGUAGAUCAAUAGGUACCACUCCAGUAGGAAGGUAAUGGGGCUCCAUGUAGUCAUGGUGGCAACACGACCUUGGAGAUGUCUAUGGACAAUGCCGGCUCUUUGGCUUGGAAAUGGAGAUGAGCACCAACCCCCAGAGUCGGACACCACUCCGGCGUUCCAUGUAGUCAUACUGGCCACAUGACCUUGGAGGUGUCUAUGGACAAUGCCGGCUCUUCGGCUUAGAAAUGGAGAUGAGCACCAACCCCCAGAGUCGGACACAACUAAACUUAACGUCAAGGGAAACCUUUACCUUUUAACUAGAUCUGACCCAAUGGUGUUGUUCCCAGCUGCUCUUCCUAAACCCAUGCA
Anolis carolinensis (green anole) is the source of this 4283-nucleotide messenger RNA. RefSeq names its product cytochrome P450, family 19, subfamily A, polypeptide 1 (gene cyp19a1). Gene Ontology annotation, molecular function: aromatase activity; heme binding; iron ion binding. Gene Ontology annotation, biological process: response to estradiol; female gonad development. The record is from RefSeq and is a predicted model, not a curated record. The transcript is spliced from 11 exons. The coding region runs from base 545 to 2053 and encodes 502 amino acids. NCBI's taxonomy places the organism in Eukaryota, Metazoa, Chordata, Lepidosauria, Squamata, Anolidae. Gene Ontology annotation, cellular component: endoplasmic reticulum.